Molecule: messenger RNA, 789 nt
Organism: Paraglomus occultum
Lineage: Eukaryota; Fungi; Glomeromycota; Glomeromycetes; Paraglomerales; Paraglomeraceae
Source: the annotation of a GenBank genome assembly
AUGUCUUCGCUUUCCCUUCUAUUUUUGCCGAGAAGCCGCAAAGUCGAAUUUUAUGUUGACAUUACAGUGCAUGAACUGGUCAAUGUUCCACUAGUUACAGGUAACUAUUACGUUAAAUGGCGUUUACAACACGGUGAGAAGAAGUCCGGGUCGAGUAAACGAGCUCAACAUAGCGUACGUGAUCACAGUGUAGUAUGGAAUUAUCAGUUUGAGACAAUCGUUCAGCUCGUUAUUGGUAGGGAUGGUUACCUUAUGCCCUGUGAACUCAAGUUAAGCAUAAAGCAGGAAUUGAACGGCGGUAAAGAGGUAAACAAUGUUGGGAUUUUAACGUUGAAUCUCGCUGAAUAUGUCGGAUGUAAUAAAUUGGAACGACGGUAUCUGUUGCAAGACAGUAAAAUAAACUCAAAUUUAAAGCUAAAUAUAACAAUGAAGCAAAAGCAUACAGGAGAUGUUGCUUAUAAAGUACCUCCACUUAAGAAAGCUCACAUAUUCGGAGGCAUUACUGGCAUAAUAUCAGAACGAAAAGAGUUACAGGAUGACGAGAGAUCAAUUCUUGGGUAUCGAAGCAUGUCAGUACUAGCACCACAUCGCAUGUCACGAUCUAGGUCAACUCCUUCACUGAGAUCAUCUUAUUUAGCACAAGAAUCAAGAACGUCGUCGCCGGCAGUCAGCAGACUUCGAGAUAUGGAAGAUUUGUCGGCUGUAGAUGUGAUCGAGGAAAUAUUUAUGGGAAAUGCUAUAAUUGACGAUGAAUCAAGUGAUGCCAAUACAGUUUAUUCUGCUGUGUGA